UGCGACGGUUGGGUAACCGGUGGUGCUGUAACACUUUUUUUUAUUUUCAAUAUUUAAAGCGUUUUUUUUUUAUUUUAGCAGGUCAGGCCCACUGAGGUAUACAGCUCUCUUUCAGAAGCGUCCUGGCGAUCGCACGAAGUGGAUUAUUGUCAUGUGGAAAUGUAUAGCAACAGCCAAUCACUCUCCACGCGCAAUGUUGAUUCUACGGGAAGAGGAACACGCAAACACCAAAUAUACAGCAGCAGCAGGCGCCAAGGUCGGGGUCGAACCCACGACCUCCCGCGUACCAGAACGCACAUCCCUGGCCGCUCUGUUGGAAGAUGAGAUAUUUGUGGAAUUUUUCAACAUAUUUCUCAACCUCCCGGUGUUUGGGCAGAGGGCGUUUUACCUGCCGGGAGAACGCACCUGGGUGUUCCAGCCCAAGCUGCCAUCUCACCUGGAGCUGAGCGCCGCCGGGCUGCAGCGGUGGCUGCAGCGAGAGCGACUUCCCCUGUUCGUGCGCUCGGAGCUCAGCGUGGAGAUGGCGCUGUGCAAGGAGAUACUGGCGGCUCCGCUCGCCUACACCGCCGACCCCACAGAGGUGAAGGCGGAACGCAGUCGCCUCCACUCGUGCGUGGGCAGCCCGCGGGGCAUGGCUCACCUGCGGGCUCACCUGAGGCACACGCAGGGAGGAGAGAUGCUGGAGUUCUGGGCGGUGGUGGAGAGGCUGCGCCGGGCGGAGGAGGCCGAGGGGUCGCGGGGUCCCCGCUACCACCGCCUCCUGAGGGCCCUGGCGGCGCGACACCUCCGGGAGCCGUCGUCCGUGCUGCGAAGCUGCGUGCCCGGGCCCAGCGGCACGGCGCCGCGCGACCGCGCCCGGCUGCUGCGGGCGGCGCAGGGCGAAGCGCUGGCGCAGCUGCGUGGCUACUGGGUGCCGCGGCUGCUCCGCCACGAGCGGUGGCGACGGGAGUGGCGCGCGAGCCUCGCUCCCGGCUCGGUCGACGGCGACGGUGGCGAUGACGCGGCGACCCCUGGAAGCCGGGGUCACGAUGAUCGCGGGUCGUCCUCGACUGCAGCUGAUCGGCCUCCGUCGUGCGUUCACCACCACCACGACUGCCACCACGGCCACCACGGCCACCACUACCAACACCAAAGCUGCAAGGACCUCGGCAACUACCGUGCCUACGACUACGACCACCCAAACUCACCGAAGGGACUGCGCGACGGCGGUUGUCGCUUUUCCUGGGGUGAGGCGAUGAGGACGUCUAACACAGCAAGGGGGUCCAAGCGGCACGGAUCGAACCCCUGGAGGUCGGGAGGACCUCGCCGAUGGCCGGACCCCUCUCCAGCGGCCAGACGGAUAGGAUGGGAGAUCCUACGUCCUGAGAUGGGGGGCCAGCCCCCCGAAACGGAAGCCCUACGAUCCGCCCUGGCCUGCGACCACUUUGCAGGGGGUCCCCUCCUGGCGUUUCUGGAGGCGCGGGGCCACGGAGAGCCCCCGCGGCUUCUCUUCUGGCAGGAGGCGGAGGGGUUCGCGCGCCUUGCCACGCGUGAUCCUGGCUGCGACCCCUCCCUUCACGAGCUGCUCUCGCAGGCCGCCGAGCGUGUCUGGAGGUCUGGGCUCGCGUGCGGGGUCACCCUGACCCGGGGUCAGGUCGGGGUCGCGUCGCCACCGCCGCCGCCACCCGCCGUUCCGCCCCACACGCUUGGUCCGGCCCUGGCGGGAGAGGCGUCCGUCGUGUCUCCACCCCGACGUCUCCUCUCCUCGCUGCUCGGAGCGACGCUGGGGGCGGCCGUGUCGCUCCGACUCGCGGACGCGCAGAGACGCGUGGGUCAGGAGCUGGGGCCGGCAUUGGCCGAAUUUGUGGACCGAGACAUCGCGCUGUUUGUGAAGACAGCGGCAAAGGUCAAGUGUGACCCCUGUACCCCACGAGAGGUCACGGAGGCGGCUGAUCCCAGCCCGGAGGACGAGUGGCGACGGCGUGCGUCGGAGGCCGAGGGCCUUGCCUGGACCUUCUCGGGCCCGGUGAGCGAGGAGCCGGACGCGGGCAGCUGGGAGGGAGAUCCCUGGCACCGGAUGGGGAGAGCGGAGGGGGCGGCUGAACUCCCCCCAAGAGAAGGGGAUGACGGGGGUUGUGCGUGGUCUUUCGAGGAGACUGUGAGAAGAUGUCCAAGACUCGCCGUGCGCAUGCUGAGCGACAACUUCCAGCUGUACUACAGCAAGUGGACCGCCACAGAGGAAGACGCGAGGGGGACCGCUUCAGCGUCGCCAUCCCCGAUGCAGUUGGCCCGGAGGCUGGUGCCGCGCGUGCUGCAGCACAGAGGCCGCCUCCUGCGCAGGCCCCUGGCGCCACCUCGGAGCUUGCGCGAGGCCCUGGGCGACGCGGGCCACGAGCCCUUCGUGGCGCUGCUGGCGCGAGGCCGCGGCGCCGACGCGGCCGUGGGGUUCUGGCGCGAGGCCGAGCGGCUCCGCCUGGCGCGAGGCCUCCACGAGGUGCGCGCCACGACGGCGUUCAUCCACGCGCGCUACUUCCACAAGGGACUCGACCCAGCCGCCCUACUGCAGUGCAAGGCCCCCAUCAUGUUGGAGAUCCAGGCAGAGCAGGUCGUGACGCCAGCUAUGAUCGCCACGGCACAGACCCAAGUGUACCGCGUCAUGGAGGAGACGUGGUUCAAGAUUUAUCUCGACAGCUUCCCUGAAAGGUCAUCAACCGUUGCGCAGCCAGGGGCCAUCCCCAAAAAGAGCGUUGCCCGCGUUGCCCUGCGCCAGCUGGUGCGGAGCGUGGCGGGCCUCCUGGCGGCGCUGAGGGAGCCCGGCACCCGGCGGGACCUCGCCGCGUUCCUGGGAGCGCAGUUGCGACGAGAGGAGGCGUUGGAGAGGGCCGCCACGGGAGGCACCACCGCUCGCAGCGCGCACCCCCGUGCUGGUGGCUGGCACCCCCCGCUGGCGGGAGGGGCCCCCCAUGAAACCACCUCUCGAACCGAUAGCCGCUCGGCCCCCGUCAGCCGCACCUCAACGACGCCAGCGUCGGAGCAGCUGCUCACCACGAGGAGAACGGUGAAUGACCAGAAGAUCGUCGUCAACUUUCUCAUGGAAGACUUUGCGUUUUUCCAAGAGGUCGAGAGGUUCAAGGCCUUGGUGGAUAGCAGUGCCGAGGCAGCAGCGGCCGGGAUGGGCACGGUCAUGGACGCAGCAUGGCUUCGAGAGAAGGCGGCCGUCGUUAGCCGCCUCUUCCUCGACUCGGAGGACCUCCCUGCGUGCAGGGUGAACGUGUCACAGCAUCCACGCGAGCAGGUGCUGGAGGCCGUGCGUUUAGGUCACGUGGAGCGUGGCCUCUUCUUCCCAGCUGUAGUCCACCUGCUGCCCAACCUCAUCUACUACUGGAGGAAGUUCUGCAGCGAGAAGGCCCUGCGCACCUACCUGGGAUUGGCCCCCUGGGAGCGAAGAGGACGACCCGAGGGAGGCCACGAGGAGGGGCUGCCUCACCCCGGCCGGUUGGUCAUCUGCAGUGCAGAUUUCGAGUUUACGACGCUGAGAUUCAGCCUCUCCAAAGGAAUGCAGCUCCUCCAACCCGUGAAGAGGGGCAAAUCGAGAAGGGCACUCUUCCCACAACAGCUGCCUGACCUCCAUGUGACACACAAGCCACAAAUCUACAGAGGUGCUCAACCAUCCAUGUGAAUUACCCUGGUCGCAAACGCUGGUCCCCAUAUGCUGGUGACUGACGACUGGCUGUGUUACAGUGGUGAGUCUGGAGCGGCUCACUUGAGGCCUGUGGCUGUGAGCGGAGUUGAAGUCUCGUGGCUGAAGGUUCGUGAUUUAUUGGGUUAGUGAGCGCCUCUCCCUAUGAGAGGAGGUCAGAUGAGAAAAGUCUCAAGACUAACGUACCCAGAUGGUGCUUUAAGGAGAGAAACAUGUGCAGACAAACGCUAUCUUUGAGCAAGACCUCAAUCAAUAAAUAUGUCAAUAAGU
Messenger RNA from Lethenteron reissneri (Far Eastern brook lamprey), 3949 nucleotides. RefSeq names its product regulator of G-protein signaling protein-like. The record is from RefSeq and is a predicted model, not a curated record. NCBI's taxonomy places the organism in Eukaryota, Metazoa, Chordata, Hyperoartia, Petromyzontiformes, Petromyzontidae.